AUGGCAACUGGUAAAGUGCAGACAUAUUUGGAUAGUUAUAUAGAAGUUGGAUUUACGUCAAUCAACGACCAUGGUGUAGAGAAGCCACAAUGUGUUAUCUGUGGUGAAGUAUUCGCUGCCUCAUCGAUGAAGCGUAAUAUUUUGCAGCGACAUCUGAACCUUAAACAUCCUGCCUUCUCAAAUAGAAGUAAAGACUAUUUCGAGCGUAAGGCUGUGGCAAUGAAAGCAAGUCAUCUUGAUCAGACAGGACAUGUACAACAAAUCCAAGAAAAGCUUCUAGAAGCGUCGUUCCAUGUGGCUUACAGAAUUGCUAAGGCCAAGAAGCCUCAUACAAUCGCCAAAAAUUUGAUCAUGCCAUGUACCAAGGACAUUGUCAGAUUACUCAUUGGCGAGGACGCCGUUAAGAAAAUCAGCGGCUUGCCUGUUUCAGACAAUACUAUUCAGCGACGAAUCCAGGCAAUGUCCGAGAAUAUCGAAACUCAGCUUGUUACUCAGAUGACGCAAUCGCCCAUGCUUGCCAUAGCACUGGAUGAAUCUACAGAUGUUGCCUCACUCAGUCAGUUGGUGGUGUGGGUACGGUACAUACACGAUGAUGACUUCAAAGAUGAUCUCAUGCUUUGUAAACCACUCGAGUUGACAACUAAAGGUGGCAGAUGUGUUCAAAAUGGUUGA
Molecule: messenger RNA, 672 nt
Organism: Paramuricea clavata
Lineage: Eukaryota; Metazoa; Cnidaria; Anthozoa; Malacalcyonacea; Plexauridae
Source: the annotation of a GenBank genome assembly